Molecule: messenger RNA, 990 nt
Organism: Diatraea saccharalis (sugarcane borer)
Lineage: Eukaryota; Metazoa; Arthropoda; Insecta; Lepidoptera; Crambidae
Source: the annotation of a GenBank genome assembly
AUGAAUCGCCAUGAAGGAGUCAGCUGCGAUUCUUGUUUAAAAAAUAACUUCAGGGGACGACGAUACAAAUGUUUGAUAUGCAUCGAUUAUGACCUGUGCGCUGCCUGUUAUGAGUCUGGCGCUACCACAAAUCAACAUACAAAUCAGCAUCCUAUGCAAUGUAUUCUUUCCAGAAGUGACUUUGAUUUAUACUAUGGGGGAGAAGCAUUGGCUCUUGAGCAGCCUCAAGCAUUCACUUGCCCAUAUUGUAAUCGCAUGGGGUUUACAGACACAGCUCUUAUGGAACAUGUUACUGCAGAACAUGCUGACACAACUUUGGCUGUGGUAUGUCCCCUAUGUGCAUCAAUGCCUGGUGGAGAACCAAAUUUUGUCACUGAUGACUUUGCUGGUCAUCUCACACUUGAACACAGGACUGGACCUAGAGAUCUCAUCUCAUUUUUGGACGAGCCCAGUGGUAUCAGACACGGCGGAGUUCGUCGUAUGCCACAGUCAGGACGAGGUGUAAGUCGCGCGAGACGCACCAAUAUGCAGUUUAGUACUGGCGGCGCUAUAUCUUCGUUGUCACCGUCAUCACGUGACGCGGUGGUGGACCCCAUAGCGGAGCUGUUGUCGCAGCUGUCGGGUGUGAGGCGCGGCGUCGGGCAGCCCGGCACACCCAGCCAGCUGCAGCAGCUGCAGAUGCAACUGCAACUAGAGCGGCAGCAGGCCACGGCGGCUCGGCAACAGUUAGAGCGGUUGCCGCGUCGGGCGGCAGCGUCGUCGAGCGGCGCGGGCGCGGGUGCGGGCGCUGCGCCACAACCGCAACCGCAGCCCGCGACGCAACCGCAGCCGCAGGCGGACGCGGCCGACUCACAGUUCCUGCUCUCCGGUUUCCUGGGCGCGACAAACAGUAGAGCCGGUGCGGAAGCGGAGUCGCGCGCUGCGCUCCUGCCGGCAAAAAGGGGCGGCGCAGGGCGCGGCGCCCCUUUUUCGUCCGGCGCUUCUUUCUGA